AUGCCGCACCUUGAAACGGAGAUGAAGCUGGAUUUUAAGGACGUGCUGAUCCGACCGAAACGAUCAGCGCUCUCCAGCCGUGCUCAGGUCUCCAUCGACAGGGAGUUUGUGUUUCCCAACUCCAAGCAGGUCUGGACAGGGACGCCCAUCAUUGCAGCCAACAUGGACACCGUGGGCACCUUUGAGGUCGCUGCAGUACUGGCCAAGCGAAAAUGGUCUGCCAUCGGCUUGAUCAGUUCCUUGGGCUUGUUCACCCCGACCCUGACUGGGCCUCUGGUGGGCUUCGCUGCCGACGCGCUGGCGCCCGAGCAGCGGCACCGGCUCUUCGCGGGUGUGGCGCUUCUGAAAUCGACAUUGCAGCUGGCUGCGUGGCCAGCGCUGGCAGAUGCCCCAAGCAGCAGGGCAUACUGGUGGAUCUUCAGUUGCAUGUGUUUGCAGGCAGCCUGUUCCCAGGGAGGAAUGCUCACAGAGAUCACGCUCCGAUUUGUUGGAAAGGAGACCUAUGGGAAGGUGCGCCUUUGGGGUGGCAUCGGCUUUGCCUCCGGCUCGCUGCUGACGGGGCUCCUGGCACAUCACCUCGGCUACAGCAUCGUUUUCCUCGAGAGCAUGUUCGUGGGUGUGGCCUUGGCAACGUCCGUCUUCUGCCUAGCUCACGCCUCCGUCUCAGCCGCUCCGGGCUCGGAGAUGCUCCAUGUGGCGGCUCCGUCGGAGCCAACGUCGGAGCGGUCCAGGAGACCGUCGACCAAAGAACUCCUGAGAUUUCUCCUGACUCCUCGCGUGGCGGUGAUGCUGAUCAUUGUGGUAGCGAUGGGAUUCUGUGAGGGCAUCAUGCAGACCUACACCUAUGUCCGUCUCCAAGAACUUCCUUAUGGAUCCUCAACAAUCAUGAGCUUGAGCGCUGUAUGCAUGAUCAUCUCGGAAGUGCCGUUCUUCUAUUUUGCCGAUCCCAUCGUCCGACGCUUUGGGAUCAUGCCCAUCUUGAGCUUCUCCCUUCUGUGCUCCGCCCUACGGCAGGGCUGGAUCUCCUUCCUUUGGGAUGCUCGUUGGGUUCUUCCAGGCGAACUGCUUCAUGGCAUCACCUUCUCCAUUGCCAAUGCGGCAGUGACCUUGAGCGCUCAUGACCUCGCGGCGGGCACGCGCUUCGAGACGACGAUGCAGUCAGUCAUCGGCAGCUGUUGGGUGGGCAUCGGCCAGGGCAGUGCCUCCUGGGCGGGUGGACUGGUCUUGCACCACGCGGGGCCUGUGGCGCUCUUUCAGGCCUCUGCCUUGCUGGCACUUGUCUCAUCCCUCUUGCCGCUGGGCCUGGCUCUUUGCGACCGCCAGCGGCCACGCUGCGACGCGGACGACAGGUCCAUUUUGGUCGGUGAAGACCCAACGGUCAACGGAGGACUUCUGAACCGCCGAGUCGGCGGAGGCAUCACAGCGAUUCACAAGCACUACACCGUGGAGCAAUGGAAGACGUGGGCUGAAGGCCCUGGGAAAGAGAUCCUGGGCUUCGUGGCGGUGAGCACCGGGAUCCUCGACAAGGACAUGGAGAAGCUCGCUCAGAUUCUCAAAGCCGUGCCAGGUGUGAACAUGAUCUGCAUCGACGUGGCCAACGGCUACUCCGAGGCCUUCGUGCAAUGCAUCAGAGAAGUGCGAAAGACCUACCCCAAGGUGACCAUCAUGGCAGGGAAUGUGGUGACCAAGGAGAUGACGGAGGAAUUGAUUUUCAGCGGUGCCGACGUGAUCAAGGUGGGAAUCGGCCCCGGAAGCGUGUGCACCACGCGGAAGCAGACAGGCGUCGGCUACCCACAGCUCUCUGCAGUCUUGGAAUGCGCAGAUGCGGCACAUGGUCUCGGCGGGCGAAUCGUCUCGGAUGGCGGGCCACUGGGCGACCAGCCACGCGGGCACCGGGCGGAACGCUCCAUCGCCAUGCGCACGGAGCCGUGA
Molecule: messenger RNA, 1932 nt
Organism: Durusdinium trenchii
Lineage: Eukaryota; Dinophyceae; Suessiales; Symbiodiniaceae
Source: the annotation of a GenBank genome assembly